Messenger RNA from Chenopodium quinoa (quinoa), 1782 nucleotides. Its product is annotated as non-functional NADPH-dependent codeinone reductase 2-like. Lineage: Eukaryota; Viridiplantae; Streptophyta; Magnoliopsida; Caryophyllales; Amaranthaceae. Gene Ontology annotation, molecular function: aldose reductase (NADPH) activity. The record is from RefSeq and is a predicted model, not a curated record. Gene Ontology annotation, cellular component: cytosol.
AUAAUAAUGAGUAUAAUUUAGCACAUUCAGUAUACAACGAAUUAAUCAUUAACCUAAGAAUAGAGAGAAAUAUAAGAGAGAUUGAUAGAGAAUAUAUCAGUGUAUUUCUAUUCCAUAUAAUGGGGUAUAUAUAAAUACAAUAUAUUAGGGUUUGAAUGGAUAAGAAUAUAAACCCUAGAUUUAGAUUGUUCCGAAAUGAUACAAAGGAAGAUAAUGAAUAUCCACAAAUAUUUCAUAAGAAGAUCCAAAUUGUUUGAAAAUGCAAUUGUCUAAAAAUAAUGUGACAUCGUCAAACUCCCUUCAAAAAAAAAAAAUGUGACAUCGUCAAACUCAUUAGAACAAUAAUAUCCAAAAAAAAGAACACAGAAACAUCCCCAGUACCCCACAACAAAAAUCUCCGAAAUCAUAUGAUACGAGUUGACCCACUAAGAGUACGAGCAAUCCACCUUACAACUGAGUCAAAUAUGACAAGUCCACCGAGUCAACUCCGAGUCCCACAAAUCAAACUCAGUCACGGAGAACGAAGCAUCCCCGUCAUCGGCUUAGGCACUGCCGUAGAUCCUCCAGUAUCGGCGGAUGAAAUGAAGUCAGCUGUUGUGCGGGCCAUCGAAGUGGGCUAUCGACACUUCGACACGGCCCAUAAGUAUAAAUCGGAGCAGCCCGUUGGUGAUGCGGUCCAAGAGGCUUUGAGUUUGGGCCUGGUCCAAUCCAGAGAUGAACUCUUUAUCACUUCUAAGCUUUGGUGUGGUGAUGCUCACCCAAACCUCGUUGUUCCUGGCCUCCAAAAAUCCCUCAGGAAUUUAAAAAUGGAGUGGAUUGAUUUGUAUUUGAUUCACUGGCCACUAAGCUGUCAACCUGGUAAAAAUGAUUUUCCAAUAAAGGAGGAUGAUUUUCUUCCCAUGGAUUUUCAAGGUGUUUGGGCCGCUAUGGAAGAGUGCCAAAAGCUUGGCCUUGCUAAAUGCAUUGGAGUUAGCAAUUUUUCCUGUAAGAAGCUCAAUGAUCUUCUGGCUAUAGCUAAAAUCCCACCUGCUGUUAAUCAAGUGGAGGUUAGUCCAUUUUGGCAACAGAAGAAGCUGAUAGACUUGUGCAAGGAAAAUGGUAUUCUGAUAACAGCUUAUUCUCCAUUAGGAGCCAUAGGAACCUUCUACGGCAGCAACAGGAUAUUGGAAUCUGAAGUGCUUCAGGAGAUUGCCAAAUCUAAAGGAAAGUCUAUACCUCAGGUAUGCUUGAGAUGGGCAUAUGAGCAGGAAAUUACUAUAGUUGUUAAGAGUUUCAAUAAUGAGAGAAUGAAAGAAAACCUUAAGAUUUUUGACUGGGAAUUGACUGAAGAAGACCAUGAAAAAAUCAGAAUCCCUCAGAGUAGAGGGGUCACUGGCUGGCCUUAUCUAUCAAAGAAAGGGCCUUUUAAGACACUUGAAGAGCUCUGGGAUGGAGAGCUUUGACUAUGACAAUGCUUUAAACUUGACGGCUACAAUUGUAACGUUGUUGAGGAUGUAACCCUCAGGCAUUGAGAAUGGACUCACUUGAGAUUAUAAAUCUCACAUUUGAAAUUUUGAUCGGACUAAGCCCCUCGUACUGAAUACGAAACUAUCCUAUGUAGAUCUCCUGACAUGCCUUUCUUUCUAUGUUUUUGACUUUCCGUCUGUAUCUUUUGUUGCAAAUGUCUGUUGCCAUCUGGGAGGAGUUAGGAGUUGUGUGCAAACGGUUUGGCUUAUGGCGAAUCAGCAAUAAGCCUGCAGUGUCUCCUGCCAACACUUUAAAAGUGAACAAUUGAUGGUUUCA